AUGGCUUUGUCCUCCUCAUCCGCCACGACCGCAAACACUGGCCUCCGAUCUAAAUCUUGGAAGAGGAUAGAGGAUAAAUGCUCGUCCCGCCUGUGUAUUUGGAGUGAAGCCACAUUGUUAAACGGGACCCUGUACUGGUUCACGGAGGAAAGGGGCGAGUUAAUUGCGCUAGAUCUGGCCACCGAGAAGUUCCGCAAGCUGCCCUUGCCAUUUUGUGAUAUGUCGUAUGUCUUGCAUUCCAAGGUUUUGGGAGGGCGUUUGGUUGUGUUUCAAGACGAAGAUUUGUGCACAGGUUGGGUUUUGAAGGACUAUGGAGCUUUGAAGCCGGAAUGGGUGAGGCUGAUGAUCACACCCAUGGGACUGAGUCUCAUCAAGGAGGAAACGCGACUUGUGAUUCCUCGCGACCACUUGAUUUUCCUCUGGGAUGUCCAUAAUCAUUCUAAGAAGCUGAUAAGGAAUGAAAUGCCGGUGAAACUGUAUGCUCACAUUGUUGGGGAAAGCAUUUUCCGAUUUGGGGUUAAGAGGAACUGGAGUGAGGUUGAUGAUAAGAGGUAG
Striga hermonthica is the source of this 555-nucleotide messenger RNA. The record is from the annotation of a GenBank genome assembly. Lineage: Eukaryota; Viridiplantae; Streptophyta; Magnoliopsida; Lamiales; Orobanchaceae.